Messenger RNA from Saccostrea echinata, 2713 nucleotides. Its product is annotated as zinc finger protein 728-like. The transcript has 2 exons. The record is from RefSeq and is a predicted model, not a curated record. NCBI's taxonomy places the organism in Eukaryota, Metazoa, Mollusca, Bivalvia, Ostreida, Ostreidae. The coding region runs from base 341 to 1798 and encodes 485 amino acids.
GUCAAAUUGCCGCGAAUAAAGAUUUGGCCGAGAAAGAUUUGAGAAUAUGACGAGUGCUUGGAGAAUGUAGACCGACCUUGCUAAGGGGGAAAAGGCAGGUUUUUUUCCAUCUAGAUCACCUACUCAAAGCUCUGAUGAAUAGUUAAACAACUAAAAUCCUAAUACCACUUAAACAAAGAAUAAAAAAAGACAACUACACAUGGAAGGUAGCUAAUGGAAGGAGAAAUCCUGAGGAAUGUAACAUCUGCUUGAACGCUGCAACCCCCUCAGAACACUUCCAAAUACAUAGUACACAGGGACACAUACAUUUGGGAAGGUAUUCUCUGACUGGAGACACUUGAUGGAGACCCAUACUAGUGAUAAACCUCAUAAAUGUGAUGUGUGUGGAAAGGCAUUCAGUCAAUCAGGUAAUUUAAAUUCACACAUGAGGAUACAUACAAAUGAAAAACCUUAUAAAUGUGAUGUGUGUGGGAAGGCAUUCAGUCAAUCCGGUAAUUUAAAUUCACACAUGAGGAUACAUACAGGGGAAAAACCUCAUAAAUGUGAUAUGUGUGGAAAGGCAUUCCGAGAAGGGAGUUCCUUACAGGCACAUAUGAGGACACAUACAGGUGAGAAACCUCAUAAGUGUGAUUUUUGUGGGAAGGCAUUCCCUUUCUCAGGUGAAGUACGCAGACACAUGAGGACACAUACAGGUGACAAACCUUAUAAAUGUGAUGUUUGUGGAAAGACAUUUACUAUGUCACAUAGCUUACAGAGGCACAUUAGAACACAUACAGGUGAUAAGCCUUAUAAAUGUGAUGUGUGUUGGAGGGCAUUCAAAGAUACAAGUUCCUUAAAUGACCACAAGAUGAUACAUACAGGUGACAAACCUCAUGAGUGUGAAGUGUGUGGGAAGGCAUUCAACCGAUUAAAUCACUUACAGACACAUACAAGGAUACAUACAGGUGAUAAACCUUAUAAAUGUGAUGUAUGUGAGAAGGCUUUCCGUGGACAAAGAAUUUUAAAGCAACACAUGGGAAUACAUAUGGCUGAUAAACCUUAUAAAUGUGAUGUUUGUGGAAAGACAUUUUCUGCGUCAGGUAGCUUACAGAGACACAUUAGAAUACAUACAGGUUUUAAACCUUAUAAAUGUGAUGUGUGUUGGAGGGCAUUCAAAGAUACAAGUUCCUUAAAUGACCACAGGAGGAUACAUACAGGUGACAAACUUCAUGAGUGUGAAGUGUGUGGGAAGGCAUUCAACCGAAUAAAUCACUUACAGACACACACAAGGAUACAUACAGGUGAUAAACCAUAUAAAUGUGAUGUAUGUGAGAAGGCUUUCCAUGGACAAACACUUUUAAAGAGACACAUGGGAAUACAUAUGGGUAAAAAAACUUAUAAAUGUGAAGUGCAUGGAAAGUCAUUCAAUUCCUCAGGAACUUUACGCACACAUAUUGAGAUUAAUACAGGGGAUAAACCUUUUAAUUGUGAUGUGUGUAAGAAGACAUUCAACCAAUCAGGACAUUUAAAGAAACACAUGAGGACACAUACUGGUGACAUACCUUUUAAAAGUGAUGUGUAUGAGAAGGCAUACACUGUAUCAGAACACUUACAAAAAAUCAUGAGGACACAUACAGGUGAUAAAUAUUACAAAUGUGAUGUGUGUGGAAAGUCAUUUAUUUACAAGUCCAUGAUAAAGGGGCAUAUGAGGAUACACACAGGUGAGAAACCUUAUAAAUGUGAUGUGUGUGGAAAGGCAUUCAACCAUUCAGGGAACUUACAGAGACACAUGAAGACACAUACAGGUGAAAAACUUUAAAAUGUGAUGUGUGUGGACGGACAUUCAACAGAUCAAAGUCUUACAGAGACACAUGAGGCCACAUACAGAUGAUAAACCUUAUAAAUAUGAUGUGUGUGGGAGGGCAUUCUCUGUAUCAUGUAGUUUAGCAGCACACAUAAAGAUACACACAUGUGAUAAACCUUUUGAGUGUGAUUUGGAUGGUAAGGCAUUCAACCAUUCAGCUAGCUUACGGAAACACAUAAGUACACCUACAAGUGAUUAACUAUGAUAAAUGAUGGGUGUGGUAAUAGAUACAGUCAGUCAGUUGAUGUAUGUAACCUCCCCUUCCACUUUCUAUAUGAAGUCUUUGGAAAAGAGCUUUAUCAGUCAAGGAAGUUAAAUGAGACAGAGGUUUGAGGACAAUUUCUUACGUGACAGCCGAGUGAGCUAACAACUGGAAAUUGGUCUGGUCAUACACAGAAGCACACGAGGACAAUUAUUCUGAAAAUCCCAUUGAGACUCUAUAACCACCCCGCUAAAUCCGUGCCUGAGACAUUGUCACCGAUUUUUUUCUGAUCCACAGUGUUUACACGAUGACAAUGGUGAAAGCAUUGUUUUCACAAUUUAUAGAUGAAUGAAUAAGUUCAAUGGCUAAUUGAUUGAACAUAAGCCAAGUUCAAAAAAUUCUUUGUUUGCAGUUGCCAACCUGUAAUUUUUAGAAUGAGUAGGUAUGUAGGAUUUUUUAUUUGGGAGGGGGAUUCAAAUUUUUUUAGUUUUCAGGUUUUUGUUGGAUAACAAAUCAUAGGGAUUUUCGUAGAGCAUGUAGAGUAACUGAAGAAAAUAAGCUCCACUUAGUUAAAGCUACAAAUGUAAUUGACAAAAUUUAAAAAAUCAGUUUAUAGAAAAUGAAACAUUUUCAUUAUCCUGAAAACUUGAACUUAGCCCCCCCCCCCC